UACUAGUCCUUUCACGAUUUCUGCACACGCAGUAGAAAUAGUCACCUCUCACUUCCACAUACAUUCAUGUGAGCAAACCAUCGCACUUUAUGCAUUUUCCCUACAGGAUAACACAAUGGCCUGGAUAUUUGCUGCUGCAGUAUUCAUUUCAGUGUUGAAUACUGCUCUAUGUUUCAAUAUCGACCCCAUGGCUUGGAAGACCUGGGCCAACGGUGCUGCAGGGUUUGGCUACCAGGUGGUGCAAAGACAGUCAGACGUGCUCAUCAGCGCUCCCAUUGAACAGUAUUCACCAUCGGGAAGGGGGAAAAUAUACAAGUGCAAUGACAGCUGCACAAGUCUGCCAUUUGCAGCGCCAGAAUUUGCAGUCAACAUGUCCCUUGGUUUGUCAAUGACGAAUGACCCCAUCUCACAAAACACUAUGGCGUGUGGCCCAACCAUCCCAAAGGAUUGCAAAGGUAUCACCAUGUACAGCGGUGCAUGCUUCCAGAUCGACCGGUUUAAUCGGUUUGGAUCCGUGGUGCCGCCGUCCUCUCCGGAUUGCAGAGCCGAAGCAGAUAUUGCUUUUCUCUUGGAUGGUUCAGGCAGCGUCGACUAUAGAGAUUUUAAAACAAUGAAGAAAUUUGUGAAAACGCUGGUACACCCAUUUGUGGGAAAAGAUACACAGUUUGCUGUUGUCCAGUUCUCUUAUGAUGUCAAUGUUGAAUUGAACUUUCGUGACUUUUUCUCAUCUGGACGUUGGGAGUCGAAAAUUGAUGGAAUAAGUCAAAAAGGCAGCACAACUAACACAGCUAGUGCCAUCCGAUAUGUGGUCCAAGAUGUUUUCACAUCAGCAGAAGGUUCCAGACCAAACGUGAAGAAAAUCCUGAUCGUCAUUACUGAUGGAGAAUCUACUGACAGCCAUAACCUGCAAGGUGCAAUACGUUUAGCUGAGAAUGCAAAGAUUGUUCGAUUUGCUAUUGGGGUGGGGAAUGCGUUUUCUUCCACAAGGGCGAAACAGGAACUGGAACUCAUUGCAUCUUCGCUCUCGACAAACCACGUGUUUCAAGUAGAGAGCUUUGACGCACUUGCUGCAAUAACGAAGAAUUUGCAGGACAAAAUCUUCUCUAUUGAGGGAUCUCAGUCCACUGGAGAGACACUGAAAAUGGAAAUGGCUCAGGAGGGAUUCAGUGUGGUUUAUGUGCCAGGGGGGAUUAAAAUGGGCACUGUUGGCGCCAACCAGUGGAAAGGAGGCUUCAUGGAAUACACGCUAUCAGGCCAGAAGCGGAGUUCAUAUGAGCCUUUGUUCACGGAACAAGACAGUUAUCUGGGUUACUCCAUGACUAUCGCAAGAACCAGACAAGGCCAAUUGACAAUUGUUGGCGCUCCGAGAUAUAAACACAGAGGACUUGUGAUGGCAGUUCAUGGACAGAAGUAUCAGAUGAUUGAUCCCUUUCCAUGGCAGUUUCAAACUGGUGAAUAUUUUGGGGCAGAGGUUCGUGCCAUGGAUGUGAACGCUGACGGAUUCACUGACCUAAUCCUCAUAUCUGCCCCGAUGUACAAGGAAGCUGAUAGAGAGGGAAGAGUUUACGUUUGCGGUUUAGCUCGUUGGAGGGUCGAGUGUAACUUCGAAUCUCCGUUAGUGCUGAGAGGGGAUGAGUCCGACCAGGCGAGGUUUGGCUCUUCUCUUGCUGUGCUGCCUGAUCUCAACGCAGAUGACCUCAAGGAGGUGGCAGUCGGUGCACCUCUGGAGAAUGGUGGUCAAGGCAGCAUCUACAUAUUCCACGGUGAAGGAGGAAGCAGACUCAGUUCGACUUACUCACAGAGAAUUGCUGCCUCUGAAGUUCGGCCACAACUUAGAUUCUUCGGUAUGUCAAUCAGUGACUCGUCUUUUGACCGCAGUGGCGACAGUCUGCCUGACUUAGCAGUGGGGUCAAAGGGCACAGUUGUCUUACUCAGGUCAAAGCCUGUGGUAAUGGUAGAGGUUACUAUGUCGUUCAACCCAAACCAGGUCCCUACAAAAAACCCAAUCUGCGAGAACCCCCUGGAGAACACAGCUCAAAUCUGCUUUACCAUGACCAAACUUAUUACAGUUUCUACAGCUGGAGCAAAGAUCAAUUAUACUUUAACACUGGAUGCCACCCGCAAGGUCCCAAACAACAGAGCUUACAUCCUUGGCAAACAACGAGAGAAGACCGGAUCACUUGAAGUUGACUUAGGAGGGCCAAAAUGCCUACAAGUGAAAUUCUUUAUUCAGGCUUGUCCUCAGGAUGCUCUCAAUGUACUUAGGAAUGAGCUCAGAUUCACUUUUGACGGUAUUCCCUCAACUACAAACCUUAAACCAAGUCUUGCCCAGCAGGCUCAAACCACCACCUAUCAUUCUUUGAAGUUCGAGAUCAACUGUGGCACUGACAACAAGUGUGUAGAUAACCUGAAAGUGGAUUUCAACUUCAACAGCACCUCAGAGUUGAAGAUGGGCAUUGAUGAACUGUUGGACGUCACCGUAUCAGUGGAGAACCGAGAAGAAGACUCCUACAACAGCUACGUGAAACUUACGUACCCAGCUGGGCUCUCCUACAGGAAGUUCACAGGUUUGCAGGGAAGAAUCGAGUGCAACUCCUUGGACAGUGAAGAUGGCUUAUCGCGAGGAAUGACAACCUGCACUAUUAACAACCCCAUUUUCAAGAGCAAAACUAAGGCUUUGUUCACCGUCUCCUAUGGGAUCGAAAGCAACAGACAAUUUGACAGGAAGAUUUUUAUCUCUGCAAAUGCUUCCAGUGAGAAUCAGGAACAUUCGACUUCAAGUGAACUUUACCAAAUGAAAUGGUUGGACGUGAAGUACAGCAUUUUUGUCGCGAUUGAAAGCUUCCUCAGCUACAACUACUUCACAUCUGGAAAGAACGAUUUGCUGAAACCUCACCAGCAGUCAAUUGUGGUCACAAACAACAUCAGGGCGCUGAACUUCACGGUGGUGAUCAAGGUGCCUGUCAAGCUCGGCGAUAAAGACAUCUGGGUGGAUUCCAGCAGUUUGCAGAUUCCAGACUGCCAAAGAGACGCCGACGAAGAACCUACUGUCACAGACUUUGUUGCUAUGAUAAAAGAGAAUAAUGUAGUGGACUGCUCUGUGGCCAGAUGCGGAGUGUUCAGGUGCAGUAGGUUCAUGGGAAGACUGGAGUACAAAAUCUCUGCCAACAUCAGUUCAGUAUGGAUAGAGCAGAUUGGACUCAACUCUGCAAAAUUCCUCUUGACUGGCACGGCUACUCUGGAGUACGACACAAACCAGUACAUCUUCUUUUCUACAGGGUCUCAUAACAAGCCUCCGAUUCACAAGAUUGAAGCCGAGAUAGAAGUGUAUCCGCAACCAGAUUUCACCAAAGAAAUCCUCGGGGGACGGCUGGGAGGGUUAGCUCUGCUGGCUUUACUCUCUGCUGGUCUGUAUAAGGCUGGAUUUUUCAAGAGUAAAUACAAAGAAAUGAUGAAUGAGGCAGAAGCAGCAGCAGAACCAGUAGUGUUGUGCAAGUUCACACCUCUCGUGAACUAGUUCAAAGUUCAGUUCAUACAAGUAAACAUGAAUCGUUCACGUUCAUAGUUCACCAUUUAAAUUCUGAACAAGUUCAUAGUUCAGUUCAUUUCCUAGUUUUAAGGUGGAAAGUGACAAUGAAAGACUUAACUUGUUUUUUAAAGAACUGUAUCCAUCGCUACCACUUGCCUUUUCUGUCGGAAUCUUUAUCAGACAGUGUGUAAAAAUCCCUCAGAUAAUAAUAAGGUGCAUCGAACGUAGUCGCUGAGUCUGCGUCUCUCCUUUCUCUUGCCAUUUGUAUAUGAGACCGAGAGCUGUUGUGUUGCAGGUAUGGCCUGCCCCUUUAAGGAAAGUGUGUAGUGUGACGUAGUGCGUGACGUAGUGCGUGACGUAGUGCGUGACGUAGUGCACGACGUAGUGCACGACGUAGUGCACGACGUAGUGCACGACGUAGUGCACGACGUAGUGCACCUGGGUAUCAUGGGAAAAGACGCUCAAAGUGUGUGUAUAACGAGAAAUGACGGACCACCUAGAGGUGAUGCGAGUGUUGCUCCUGCUGUAUAUCUGAGAAAUAAAGUGGCCAGAGAGGCGGUGGACUAGUGGCAGAAACUUGGACUACUGGCAGAAAAAGGUCUCUGGUUCGAUGCUGGUUCGACUCCACGGUUCGACUCCACGGAGUUUCAACAAAAACUUACCUGGAUGGAAUAACAACAAAAAGACAAACCUGGAUCUGUCCAAAAAAUCAAAAGACUAUUCUCCCUACCCUGUCUAGUGCCCCUGAGCAAGGCUCAGGGGUUUUAGACAGGGUUUAGAUACACUAAAAAAUGUAUCGUAUCGCAUUCCAAUUUAAGAAGCAUAUCCUCCUCCUUAUCCACGGAGUGGAGUUCCGGACGGAUGGUUACCGGCCAGACAGCGAGCCAAGAUAACCAGCUCAGAGCCGAGACACUGGCCAGAGAAGAAAACACUUGGACAGUUGGAAUACGUUGCUUGUUUGGUCUACAUGUGUGUGCGAUGAACCGUGUGUGAAGUAGAGUUAGUUGGUUUAGGUUAGGCUACAUCGCGGACAUUUUAUGGGCACUGAGCAACGACAUGGUCCAAGCAUUCGAUUUAGACAGCGUCUCUCCUCAGGAGAUGGAAAACAUUCCGUAACGUUUUAGCUAGACCUCAGAUAAUAUUGUAAUGGACUGUUAGGUUGAUGUUCUGUUUGACUGCUCUGUGUUUUCUAUGACUUAUGUUCAGCUAACUACACCAUGUCAAUAAGUUGUGAUAUUUCAGUGAACAGGUAGGGGUGGGGCACGUGACAGUUCUAGACCAAUGGCUGUGGGGGUAUGUGAGAUGGCAGGCUCUCAUUGGCUGAUGAUUUGACAUCAUGGGUGAAUGAGGAAGUGAAAUGAAGAAUACGGUGGGGUUUGUUGGACUUUAAUAAAGUUACACAUAA
Limanda limanda (common dab) is the source of this 4934-nucleotide messenger RNA. RefSeq names its product integrin alpha-D-like. Bases 116 to 3517 code for a protein of 1133 amino acids. Gene Ontology annotation, biological process: cell-matrix adhesion; cell adhesion mediated by integrin; integrin-mediated signaling pathway. The transcript is spliced from 30 exons. The record is from RefSeq and is a predicted model, not a curated record. Gene Ontology annotation, molecular function: integrin binding. Gene Ontology annotation, cellular component: external side of plasma membrane; integrin complex. Lineage: Eukaryota; Metazoa; Chordata; Actinopteri; Pleuronectiformes; Pleuronectidae.